AUGGCUCCUUCCGCCCAAAAUGUUCGAAAAACUCGGGCUUCAGACGACUUGAUUAUGGCCACAAACAACAGCUCCAUAGUCUCAAAACGCAGUGUCGAACAUCUUUACUACCCUGACGAACCUCACUACUUUCGGUUUUUUGUCAAAAAGUUCCGGAGAAGGGCGCCUCUCGUCAAUAGAGGUUACCACCUGAGACUUAAAGUCAUCGAUACUCUAGUUCGCCGAUUUCUCGAGAAGCCGUCAACCCGAAAGAAGGUCAUCGUUAAUCUGGGAUGCGGAAGCGACGUUCUGCCGUGGCAGUGCCAAGUGCGCUACCCCGACUCAUGUCGAGAUGUUACUUUCCUUGACGUCGACUACCCAGAUCUCAUCCAGAAGAAGCGGCAGAUAGUACUCGAGACUCCCGAGUUGCAAGAUCUGAUGGGUGCUUGGGAGGUAAAUGACGAUUCCCCAAUCGUCCUCAAGAGCCAGAAGUACUGCCAAGUGGAAUGUGAUCUUCGGCAGCUCUCAGUCUUGCAGAGCUGCCUUGAAGCGCUCUUUGACGUGCCAAAAACCGACUUUAUGUUCGUGGCUGAAGUUUCCAUCACUUACAUGGAUACGGAAGGUGCGAAUGGAGUCAUCGAGUGGGCAGCCACUGUUGGAAAUGCCGAGUUUUGUCUCCUAGAACAAAUCCUACCAGAUGGGCCAGAUCAUCCUUUUGCUCUCACGAUGCUUGGGCACUUCAACAAGAUGAACGCCCCACUCAAAUCAGUCCAUCGAUAUCCCACCGUGGCCAGUCAGGAGAAGCGGUUCGAGUCUCUUGGUUGGCCAUCAGUUGAGAGUUGGACACUCUGGGAGGCUUGGUCUGACAAUCUAUUCAUGACUGCUGAUGAGAGACGAGCCCUCGACGCCGUCGAGCCCUUUGACGAGUUGGAAGAGUUUGCGCUUUUCGCCAGCCAUUACUUCGUUAUCCUUGCCACAACCCCUCGUUCUGAGGCCCAAGGCCAUGUAUCCAAGGUCUUUGGAGAAGUCGACAUCCAAUCUUUUCCCAGUCCGAUGGUCAUGAGCGCCUACGAGUCUACUCGAGGGCACCGCCGGCUUGGCGCCGCAAUGCUCGUCGAGAAGCCCAAUAGCCAUGGUUUCAUCUCCCACAACUUCGGACAGGGGCCAGUUGGACGAAUGAACUCUGAGGAUCUGUAUCAGAUAUCUAGCCAGCCAGUUUCUCCGACCUUGUCUGUAAAGGUGCCAUCUGCCAGGGUGGGCCAGAGCAUUACGGACCUGGGAAGCGCUGGUGUUCUUCUGGCGGGUGGUCGCGCGUCCCCGUCAACAGCGUUUAGGGAUUGUUGGCUUUUCAACAAGCAUCUCGCUGCCUGGGAGCCGACAAAGGAUCUCCCGGUCCCCCUCUUUAGACAUUCCGUGACUCGACUGGGCUCUUCGCCUCUUGCCCUCCUUGCUGGCGGUAGGAAGAACCAUCGUGAGACGUCGGCCGAUUACUUCCUGUUCGAUCCUGCGGUGGGUUGGAAAAAGUGCGAGGUACAGUCUGCGCCGCCUGCACUGUACAGUACUACGUUUGUCUGUACCGGCGAUGUGGGACCUCGAGGUAUCACAGGCUUCCUGACUGGAGGCAGCCUUGAGGAUAGCGUCAUCAACCAGGAAAUUUACACUUGGGAACUGGACCUUUCUGAAGCCGAGCCUGUUCUCUCGUUCCAGCAUCGAACUUCAAACGACGGAAUAGUGUCCAGCACUUUUGCCAGGCUAGGCUCUAUUGUCGUUCAAUCGCUCGGGUACACUCUUGUGCUUGGCGGAGUGAUUAAAGGGGUGCAGCUGCCAUCAACAUACGACAUCCUCGUUCUCAAAGCGACGCGAAGCGACGUAAAUGUGGUAGCCAGGCUUGAUGGCACAGACAGCUCCGGUGUGGUGCGCCCUUUUUUGAUGGGAUCUUCCGUUGUGCUCUAUGGAGAUGGGAAUUUUGCCAUUGUUGGUGGUGGCGCAACAUGCUACGCGAUGGGAACAUUCUGGACUCCGGGGAGUUACAGCUUCCGCUUCGAUCCAAGCCUUCUACCCCAGCAUAGCACAGGGCAAGUAGCCUCACGAUCCGAGCCUGUCAAAUAUGUAGAAACGAUUCAGUUCGUAGAGAACGAGAAGACGCCCGUUAAUUAG
This is a messenger RNA of Colletotrichum orchidophilum, 2136 nucleotides long. RefSeq names its product leucine carboxyl methyltransferase. The record is from RefSeq and is a predicted model, not a curated record. NCBI's taxonomy places the organism in Eukaryota, Fungi, Ascomycota, Sordariomycetes, Glomerellales, Glomerellaceae. The transcript has 6 exons. Bases 1 to 2136 code for a protein of 711 amino acids. Gene Ontology annotation, molecular function: protein binding; tRNA methyltransferase activity. Gene Ontology annotation, biological process: wybutosine biosynthetic process; tRNA methylation.